CCUCCCCUCACCAUCAAGGGUUUUCCUCCUCUCAUAGCCUUCGCCGCUUCACCGCUUCACCACUGCUGCCUUCCCUUCCUCGCAAGCCUCUCCCCGUCCGCCUCGCCGCCGCCGCCGCCGCCCGUCCGAUCCGCCAUGGCGUCCGACCAGAACGAAGGUUCAAAAUCGGAGGGGUUGGCAGCUGGUGCAGGCCUUCCCAGUCCUUUUGAUUUCUCCAACAUGAGCAGCUUGCUCAAUGAUCCAUCUAUAAGGGAGAUGGCUGAGCAAAUUGCCAGCGACCCUGUAUUCAACCAGAUGGCUGAGCAGCUUCAGAAAAGUGCGCAGGGUACAGGGGAACAGGGUGUUCCAAGUUCGGAUCCUCAAGCAUACCUGGAAACCAUGACAAAAGUUAUGCAGAAUCCGCAGUUCAUGUCAAUGGCGGAGCGUCUUGGGAAUAGUCUUAUGCAGGAUCCUGCAAUGUCCAGUAUGCUUGAGAACUUGACUAGUCCAGCUCACAAAGAGCAACUUGAAGAGCGAAUGACCCGUAUCAAGGAUGACCCGUCUUUGAAGCCAAUUCUUGAUGAGAUAGAGCGUGGUGGUCCAUCUGCAAUGGUCAAGUACUGGAAUGACCCUGAGAUUCUUCAAAAGAUUGGCGAGGCUAUGUCAUUGAACUUCCCAGUAGAUGCUGCUACUUCCACUGUACUAUCUGGACCUCAAGAAACUGAUGAAGAAGGCGAGGAUGAUGAUGAGUCCAUUGUCCAUAACACCGCCAGUGUUGGUGAUGCAGAGGGACUGAAGAAAGCAUUAGAUGGUGGAGCAAACAAGGAUGAAGAAGAUGUGGAGGGCAGAAGGGCCUUACAUUUUGCAUGUGGAUACGGCGAGUUGAAGUGUGCAGAAAUCCUUCUGGAGGCAGGCGCUGCAGUUGACGCACUGGAUAAGAACAAGAACACCCCGCUGCACUAUGCCGCUGGAUACGGUAGGAAGGAAUGUGUGGAUCUUCUUUUGAAGCACGGCGCUGCUGUCACGCUCCAAAAUCUGGACGGGAAGACCCCCAUCGAGGUGGCCAAGCUCAACAGCCAGGACGAGGUGGUCAAGCUGCUGGAGCAGGACGUGUUCCUAUGAAGCAAACCCUCAGACCCGGUGCUCAUCGAUCCUAAAACUCUUCCUUGUUUCUGGUCUCUCAGCGGUGUCAUGUCGUGGCAUGGUGUUGGUCGCUUUCCCUCGGUUUACUUAGUUUGGUAGCUCUCGCCUGUUACCUGUGUGGCCUUGCGGUGCUACUUAACAAGAGUCCAUCUUCUCCGUUGGUUUGAUCCUGCUGUGCAACCCUGUUCUUUGUCCAUCUCCAUGCACGGGGGAGCUAUUCGCUGUGGGAGCUGUCAGGGGUGAUGAUUGCAUCUAUACACCUGUCGUGAAUAUUUCUUGGUGUUGAAAAUGAUAUGGAAGGUGCAAAUUUUCUUUA
Messenger RNA from Hordeum vulgare subsp. vulgare (domesticated barley), 1438 nucleotides. Its product is annotated as ankyrin repeat domain-containing protein 2A-like. Gene Ontology annotation, biological process: protein targeting to chloroplast. The transcript has 8 exons. Gene Ontology annotation, cellular component: chloroplast outer membrane. The coding region runs from base 136 to 1101 and encodes 321 amino acids. The record is from RefSeq and is a predicted model, not a curated record. Lineage: Eukaryota; Viridiplantae; Streptophyta; Magnoliopsida; Poales; Poaceae. Gene Ontology annotation, molecular function: protein binding; chloroplast targeting sequence receptor activity.